AAGUCCUCCAAAUUCCAAAAGCCGUAGGAUAUCUCUAGGGUUUAUUAUUAAUAUUAAUUAUCUCUAUUAAAUUUUUUGCUAAUAUUAUCUCUUCCUAAUAAUUUCUACGUUUCACUAUCAAAAUUUUUGCUAAUGGAUUCCGACCAUGAAAUUUACGAUAUGUAUUCAGACGAAGAUGAGGUAGUUUUCAGUGAUGGCGACAACAUUGAUGAAUCCAUGCACUCUGACAAUCAGAAAAAUUACAAAAUCUUGAAGGAUACUGAUAUUCGUCAACUCGUGAAAGAAGAUGUCGUGAAAACUUCAAGCAUUCUCUCUGUCCCACAAGACGUUUCGUUAGCACUUCUACGACGUUAUAAUUGGAAUGUCACUCGAGCUAAUGAAGAGUGGUUUGCUAAUGAACACGAAGUUCGUAAGUCUAUAGGUAUGUUAUCUGAAAACAACUACAUCUCAGUCUCAGAAAAUAAAAACCCUUUGAAAAGAAGUAGUAAUCAUGUGAAUUGUGGGAUUUGUUUUGAGGAAUAUUCUUUUGAUAAGGUUGCUUUUGCUACUUGUAAUAAACAUCCUUUUUGUAAGCUAUGUUGGGAAGGUUACAUUAGUGCGUCGAUUGAUGAUGGUUCUAAUAAGUGUCUCGGUUUACGUUGUCCCGAACCACGUUGUGACGCUAUGGUAGGUGAAAGUAUGAUCGUUACAUUAGCUUCUGAGAAAGAUAGAUUGAUGUAUUAUGAUUGUUUAUUUCGAUCUUAUGUCGAAGAAAAUAGGAAGAUCAAGUGGUGUCCUGCUCCGGGAUGUGAAUGUGCUGUUGAAUUUGAGAUAGGGAGCGAGAGUUAUGAUGUGAUUUGUGAUUGUUCUAAUGGUUUUUGUUGGAAUUGCGUGGAGGAAAUUCAUCGCCCGAUUGAUUGUGACACUAUAGCUAAGUGGAUUUCUAGGAAUCACGAAGAAGCCGCGAAUACGAAUUGGAUUUUGGCUUUUACUAAAAAGUGUCCCAAGUGUGACAACUCAAUUGAGAAAAAUAUGGGGUGUAUGCAUAUGACUUGUAGGUGUGGUUACCAAUUUUGUUGGCUUUGUUUUGAAAAAUGGGGUACUUGUUAUAGUAAAUGUAAUAGGUAUGAGGAAAAAAAAGAGAUAAAAGAAGCCAAACAAUGUGUUCAAAGGUACAUGCAUUUCUAUGAGAGAUGGUUAUCUAAUGAGAAGUCAAAACAAAAGGCCAUAGUGGAUUUGAAAAAAAUGAGAGAUGAAGGAUUGAAGAAUUUUAGUGAAUUGCACUCUUUAGCUGAGACUGAAUUUGAAUUUAUUAUACAAGCUUGGAAACAAAUUGUUAAAUGUAGGAGGGUGUUGAAAUGGACUUACGCUUAUGGAUUUUAUUUACCAAAAGAGGAGGUGGCAAAAACACGAUUUUUCGAGUACUUACAAGGGGAAGCUGAGGCAGGUCUGGAGCGACUUCAUCAUUGUGUGGAGAAAGAAUUGAUGGACCAUCUUGGAUCGACCAAGGAAUUGGAUUAUACAGAGCAAGGGUCUUACAAGAAGUUCGAAAAUUUUCGUUCGAAAGUCAUUGGCCUGAUUAAAAUUACUGGAAAUUACUUUGACAAGUUGGUUAUGGCACUAGAAAAUGGACUCAAAGAUGUGAAUACUUCAAGAGAAUUCACUAGAAAAAGGGAAGCACCAAUGAGUAGCAACAAAGAAGGUAUUAUGUGGAAGUGUGAUAGGUGCACAUUCUUGAAUGAAGAUUUUGACACAAUUUGUCAAAUGUGCCUUGGUCAAUGAAGCAAAUUUAGUUCACUGAAUUUAGAAGGGGUAUUUUUUUUUUUUUUUUGCUUAGCAAAUUGGGUCAAAUUAAAGACUAGAUUAUUUAGUAUGAUAAACUUAUAAAGCUUGGUUUUUUCUCAAUUUCUUGUGUGAAGAAUUUGUUUUUAUAUAAUUUCAUUUGUUUUCAGUUAUCAGUAUGUCAACUUUUGUUUUGUUUAAUUUCUAUCUCAGGCAUGCUUUUUGAUCAAGCUUGUAUUUCUCAUAAAAAAGCUCAUUGAUUCUUUUUAGGAUUGUGUUGAAAACUCCUAUAUUUAAUUUAAGUCAAGAAAAUCAGGGUAGAAAAACAAGUGCAUUAUUCAUAUAGUUUCAUUAUUUCGAAUUGUAUGAUACUUUAUAGAUUGUUCUUUUUAUUUUUAUUUUUAACAAGACUUGAAAUGAUAUUCAUAGACAAAAGACAUUAACCUGAUUGAUUGACUUCUUGCUGA
Lycium barbarum (goji berry) is the source of this 2228-nucleotide messenger RNA. RefSeq names its product probable E3 ubiquitin-protein ligase ARI8. The transcript has a single exon. Lineage: Eukaryota; Viridiplantae; Streptophyta; Magnoliopsida; Solanales; Solanaceae. The record is from RefSeq and is a predicted model, not a curated record. Gene Ontology annotation, biological process: protein polyubiquitination; positive regulation of proteasomal ubiquitin-dependent protein catabolic process; ubiquitin-dependent protein catabolic process. Gene Ontology annotation, molecular function: zinc ion binding; ubiquitin conjugating enzyme binding; ubiquitin protein ligase activity. Bases 133 to 1761 code for a protein of 542 amino acids. Gene Ontology annotation, cellular component: ubiquitin ligase complex; cytoplasm.